AGCCCAGCCUGGAAUGGAAAGGAGAAGGGGAGGAGGAGGAGGUGCCGCCCCACCCAUAUGGGCUUUUCCCUCAGACAAGAGGAAAGAACAGGGGAUGAAAGGGCCUCUCGCAUUCACUCAGCAUCGCAAACUGCUGCUCGGGCGCCUCUGGCACACAGGCGAAAGGUAGGGAAUCAGAAGAACAUGGGGGCACGUAGGGAAGUGAAUUAUUCUCCGUUAACUCUGCGUCCUGCCGACCCCCGGCGUCCCCCCUCAGGAGCGCUGACCCGCAGGUACUGCUGGGCUUAAAGGCUGAAUGGAGACACGGACGGACCCUUGCACUGAGAGAACUGAAGCCAGAGGCCAAAUAUAGAGUGGAAACCCGACCCCCCCCCCCCUUACCCUACGCUUGGCUGCAACCUCCGCACUAGUCAAUGAGCCAGACGCAGCGACAGUCUAGUGAGUGUGUGCGCCCUGACCCCGUGUAGCCCUGAUACACGCGCGCUCAGUGUCACCUUUUGUCACCCCCACACACACCGCCGAUAUCCCACGGGAGACGCAGGGUGGGUUUAGCGACCUCACGUGCCAAAUGCGCAGCUGCAAAAGACAGAAACAAGCGACCGUGGCUGCUUCACGCUAAACAGAGAGGCGAUUUGCUCCUGAGCUGGGGACAUGGAUGGGGAUGGCAAACAGGAGCCUAAUGCUGAUGCCAAGAGCCCAGUUGUGGCGCUAGGAGAGCAGAUGCACCUUUCCCCUUGCGACGACGAGGAAGACGCAGCGGCAGGGGCUCUGUCCGUGCAACAUGGGGUGAGGCGACACCAUCACAAGCACAACCUGAAGCACAGGUACGAGCUGCUCGAGACACUGGGCAAGGGCACCUAUGGCAAAGUCAAGCGAGCCGUCGAGAGGUUUUCAGGCAGAGCGGUUGCCAUAAAAUCCAUUCGCAAAGACAAAAUCAGAGAUGAGCAAGAUAUGGUUCACAUCAGAAGAGAAAUUGAGAUCAUGUCAUCACUCAACCACCCGCAUAUCAUAAGAAUUUAUGAAGUUUUUGAAAACAAGGACAAGAUUGUGAUUAUAAUGGAGUAUGCAAGCAAAGGCGAGCUGUAUGAUUAUAUCAGCGAGAGACGAAGACUGAGUGAAAGGGAAACCAGACACUUCUUUCGUCAGAUUGUCUCUGCUGUGCACUACUGCCACAAGAAUGGUGUUGUACAUAGAGAUUUAAAACUGGAGAAUAUUCUUCUUGAUGAAAAUGGUAAUAUAAAGAUUGCUGACUUUGGUCUUUCAAACCUUUAUCAAAAAGAUAAAUUUCUGCAAACGUUCUGUGGUAGUCCUCUUUAUGCUUCUCCGGAAAUCGUAAACGGGAGACCGUAUCGAGGUCCUGAGGUUGACAGCUGGGCUCUUGGAGUACUUCUAUACACUCUAGUUUAUGGAACAAUGCCCUUUGAUGGUUUUGAUCACAAAAACCUAAUCAGACAAAUAAGCAGUGGAGAAUACCACGAGCCAACACAACCAUCAGAUGCUCGUGGGCUGAUCAGGUGGAUGCUCAUGGUUAACCCUGAGCGUCGAGCAACAAUUGAGGAUAUUGCAAACCACUGGUGGGUUAACUGGAGCUAUAAAAGUAGUGUAUGUGACUGUGAUGUUUUAAGAGACUCUGAAUCUCCACUGCUUGCGAGGUUUAUCGAUUGGCAUAACCGUUCUACCAGCAGGCAGCUCGAGGCUGAAAACAAAAGCAAGUGCCUUUCAAAACCAUCUGAAAUUUCAUUAGAACGGCAAAGAUCUUUAAAGAAAUCCAAGAAAGAAAAUGGCGUUGCACAGUCUUUGCAAGAUGGCGGCGAUGAAACAUCAUCGUUGACAAUAUCAAAGAGACCCAAAGGAAUAUUAAAGAAAAGAAAUAGUGAUUAUCGUUCACAUAGUGCUGGCUAUAUUGAAGGUGUGGUUAGUCCGGUUUUGUCCCCAGCACACAACAUCAAUGAUGAAAAAGGGCACAUAGAUACAUCUCCCAACAGCACACAAGACCUUGAAGUUCCAAUUAUAUGUGAUACCAAACAAGACACAGCAAUGCCAAAAAAGGGCAUUUUAAAAAAGACGCCACAAAGAGAGUCUGGCUAUUACUCUUCUCCUGAACGAAGUGAGUCAUCUGAACUGUUGGACAAUGAUGGAGAAGAAAGUAUCAGUCCUUCACAUGUUGUCAGUGAGUCAAAGAGAACUGUUUCUCAUAGCCUUUCAUAUAGAAGAAAAGGCAUCUUAAAGCAUAAUAGCAAAUAUUCCAGCAACUGCACCGAUUCUCCAGUGGCUGGUCUUACAGGAUCUUCACUGGAAUCUAUGAAAGAAGGGGUUAUGCCUGGAGAAGGGCUAACUCGAAGCUACAGUCGUCCAUCCAGCAUCAUUAGUGAUGACAGCAUUCUUUCAAAUGACUCCUAUGAUUUGCUUGAUUUAAAAGGUGGAAGAUCAAACAAGCAGAGAAUACGCAGUUGCGUUUCUGCUGAAAAUAUCCUGUAUCUGCAGGAUUUUGAUGGACUUCAGAAAAUCAAUCGUCCACAAAACUUGAAACGCUUCCGCAACCGUUUUGCAGACAAUAGCUUUUCUUUGCUUACUGAUAUGGAUGAUGUGACUCAGGUUUAUAAAAAAGCUUUGGAGAUCUGUAACAAUCUCACUUAAAGUUAUUCAUUUUAGCUUAAGAUACCUUUAUGGUGAACACAGGUACUUUGCUGACAGUGGUUGUGAAGAGUAAAAAUGUUUCUUAUAUCUGGCAUUCAGUUAUAAAAUGAGCCAAGUCAGCACAUUGAAUUUUACCUUUCUUAAAUCCUUUUCUAUAGAAGUUAAGUCAUGUUGUUUACAAUUGUAUGUGUACAGUAUUUUCUAGAAUUACUCUACAGUUUUGCUUUGCACUUGUCACUGUUGCACAGGAUCUGUUAGACUUCGCACACUCACUUCAAUCCUGACAGUGCAAUCAUUUGAAGGCUUUUGUUUAUGGCUUUUAUUAAUUACUAGACAUUAAGCCCGUUAAAUUAACGGGCGCUAGAACGGGCCGCCAGAGACGGUCCAUGGGGCACAUGCGCAGUAGCGCAAUCCCACGGACACAGGGACUGGACGCAGAGACACUUCAACUUUAUUUUAUAGGAUACAGUGCAGUUUCCAGUAUCCUUCUGUUCCUCUUCUAUUGAAUACAUUUUCUUAAAGGAGAAGGUUGCCAACUUAGUGGAUUUUGAGUCAAGUAAGCAUUAGUCUAAGUAUACCACCAAGAUGUUGCCUUGUUUGAUUAUCUGGUCAGGGAUUGUUCUGAUAUCAGUUGUGCUGGAAAGAAAAUCCCACCAGGAUCAAGUUAUUUAAAAGGGUUUUUAACAGAAAGAUUUAUCCUUAUAGGGCCCACAACAUGGAUCUUCUCUGAAUCCUUCUAUAUAUACCGGCACUACUUAAACACGCAGUAAGGGUUUUUGAUUGCAAUUUAUUAGUCAUCAAUCCUAUAUACUUUUUCUUUCUACUUACUGCAGUUACCAUCUUUUAAUAGUCAAAGUGCAAGAUACUCAAGACAGUGGGGGUAUAUGUAGAAAUAUGCAAAGCCUCUUUUACCAAUAUGAUUUAGUAGUCACAGAAAAAGUCCAUUCAGUAAGAAGGAAAUUCACUUACAUAAAGAUAAUUUUUUUUAAGUAUAAAAUUAUAUUUAUUGUUUUAAUAAUUAUUUUUAUUAUUUUAAUUAAUCGUGUAGCACCUUAAUUUAGGCAUUUAUAAAUACUGACUGCAGUAUAUUUCAGUGAUAGGAAUUCAUCUGUAGUUCAUUCAUUUUAGUGCUAUUGUUUUAAUCAUUUUAAUUCUCUGGAUAAAAUGGUCUUAUACCUGGAAUUAGGUAAUUUGUUAUUCAAUAGACAUCCAAAUCUAUUAAAGGAAGCAGCUCUUUUAAAAUGUAUUCUUACACCGAUAACAGUGAUUUAGCCAUUCACUCUUGAUCAGAUCAAUAUAGUUAUAGUGACCAUUGUCAUUCAGUCAUGACAAAACCAUGUGCAGCCCCCCACCAAAUUAAUGAAGUAGGCAGGCACUUUCCACAUCUGGGUCAGCCAACUACCUCAUGACACUAUCAUAAAGGUCCUUGACUCAAGUGGUGGGGCAGGUUCUAACAGCCCUGGUCAAAUUAUAUUCAUUCAGUGAUAUGAGUUCUUAAACAAAAUACAUUAUAUAUUGGUCAACUUUAUCUUACCCUGUGCCAAGAUUAGAUUGCUUAGACCUCAGUUUCUUCUCAAGAGAAGAGAUUGAAUAGUUAUUGUUUUCAUAGACUGAAAAUACAAAUGCAAAGGGCUAAGUCCAAGGGGCCUUGGGCCUAUAUCCAAAAAUACAUUGUUCCCUGCUUGACUGAAUGUCUUAGUUGAGACAUACUAUGGAAGGCUCUACACAGGGUAAAUGCAGUAACUCAUUAACAUUUUCUGUUAAUUUAUGAGAACGUUAUCUGGCCCAAGUGUCAGGGCAUAGAUACACAUGCAUUUUACCCCAUGGUAAUGGCACAGUUUUUAAAAAAGCAGACCACUGCCUAAAUACGGUAGCCUAGUGUUCCACUGACUAAGUUUGUAACCGCUUAGUGUUUUUAAAAAACCCCGGCGUGAACCAUACUGUAAAAACGCAUGUGUGUCCAAUGCCCUUAGAUUAUUGCGCAUGUAGACAAUCUUUGACCACUCUGCCUUAUAUCAUGUGACUUAAUAUAUGCGACAAGUGAGAAAAACAAAUACCUUUUCAUUUAGGUCCCCAAUCGCAUUUUUAGACUCUAAAAAUGUGAAAGUAUGGAGAUAUAAUGUAUAAUAAUAUAGGAGAGUGAUAUAUACGAAUAUAUCGUUUUAUUUUAUUUUUUGCUUGUUUUAUUUAUAUUUUUCCUUGUGUUUUAAUAAUUUCUUUAUGAAUUUAGAGCAUGUUUGUUAAACAUAUUUUAAGAGAGGCAAACUGCUCUGUUGCGUUUCCCAAACUAUUUUUUACCUAGAUUCCUUUACAACUGAUGUCAUUUGUAAUUUUAGUAUGUUGUUACGUUUUUUACUUCACUGUCAGCAAAUACUAUCUCAAAUAAUUAGUGAUGGGUGAGAAAUUUGCGAAACUUUUUCUGUCUCAGCGAAUUUUCUCGCCGCUGAAUCUUCUCAACAGUUUUGCAAAACAAUUUGCAAGUGGCGAAAUGCUGAAAUCCGCCGCAGAUCCAUCCAGUACAAAAUGGUUCUCGAGUUAAGUUGGUUUUUAGAAUGUUAGCUGAAAUGGUUAUGGCAAGUAGAAAAAGUAAAGAGUCUCAAUGUGAUUUGAAAGUUCUUGGUAUUGAAGGAAAUCUGAUAAGUGUAUAUUUUUUUUGGAAUGCAAAAAUAUUGCAAUGAAAUAUACCAUUGCCCAUCACAAUGGUAUAGCAAAGUGUAUGGGAAAAGUUUCUAGAAUGUUGUAGAAAGGAAAAGUAGGUGGUUUUGUUAAAACUCUGAAGAACAGUAGAAAAUAGCUUUUAUUUUUACCAUAAAGGUAUUUCAGGGGUCAACUGGACUGUUUGAAUGAAUACAAGUGUUCAUAGGCUACAUUGGGAGAUAGGCCUGGGCAAACAAAUAAGGAUUGGUGUAUUCUUUUACAUCUCAAGUGGCAUUUUUUUUUCUUUGUGACCAAAAUGAAAACAACCAUUUUACAGAAGAUAGGCUCAUAUGAAUUUAGCUUAAGGUUAAGUCAGUCAUAAUGAGUUUUAUUGUAGAACUGCUUUAAAAAAAUCGGCUCAUUGAUUUGCUGAAUUUCGCUUAUGCUAUUUUCUAAAUGCAAAUCAUUAUGUAUUAAAUAUCAGGCAGAAUGGCAGAGUUUUAAUAUCUUAUAUGGCUGCUAGACACUGGAUCUCAUUGAGUCCUUCUAUAUGAGUCAAAUUAAGACUAGGUCAAUACUUGUUUAAGUAGACACAUUAAUGCUAACAAAAAUGAAAAUAUUCCUAUUUUCACUUACAAGUCAACUCUUUUUAAAAUUUGUAAGAGCAGCCAUAUUGCCAUGUGCCGUAUGCAUAUAAUAAUGUAUUUAGCCACUUAUUACAUUUUUUUGCGUGUAUUUUCUAUCAUUAUUUAUCAUGUUGGAAAAUGUUAUUUGUUGGUUGUUUUUUUUUUUUUAAUAUUCUUUACCUAUUCUUGGUAUUUUUAAAAUCAGUCAGCAGAGACUGAACAUUAUACUUUAUUUUAGGAUUCAAUACACUGUUAUGACUGACAGCUUAAAGAGAAGUAUAUAGCAAUGAUGCAUCUGUAUUUACAUUAUUAUAGCAGCGCCUACACUGCUCCCUUCUUCUCCCAAAGAAAACUGACUCUAAAUACAUAUCAAUUCUAGUACAGAAAAAAAAAAAAUAUAUGACUAUGACUAUGAAGAUUUUCAUUUAUCCAGAUCAUGGUAUAUCUAGUAAAGGUAAUUCUAAAACAACUGGAUUUACUGAGUAAUCAUUGAAGACGUUUCACUACUCAUCACUUUAUUUUCCAAAGCAUUGCUAUUGUUCCCUUUUUAAAAUAGCACUGUCAGACCUUUCCUGUGCAUUGGUCUUUUAACCAGAAAACGACAUGUUUGUGGGUUGGAAUGUAAAAUUUCAAUGCAAAGCUAAGACGCCUAUGGAACUUUUAGGCUGGCUGUAGGCUAUAAAAAUUCUUUGGAGAGAUACUUCCUACCUGUGGCCUUCCAUCUUAACAGCCCUGUCUUAGAAGAUUACAAUGUACAUUAUUUAUGUCCAACACUUUGGAGAAAUCUCUGUUGGAAAGACCAUGUUUAUUUUGAAUGUAUCUCAAUCAUUUUGCUUUAAAAGUGAAAAGGGGAUGUUGCAUGUUACCAAAGAAAACAGUAUUUAGUGCAGACUAUGUUUGCCCAGGUCAUACUUUUUGUUUGAACAAAAGAUAUUUUAAAGAAGAAAAUAAUUAUGUGAAUGAAUAAUUGACUGUUUAUUGCCAACUGGAAACAUUAUAUAGGGAUUUACUGGCAUGUUCUCAUUUGUAGAAAAGAAACUUGACUGCACAUUGUUAUUAGUAUUGUGAUUUUAUUUAAUAUUAUUUGUAAUGCUAUGGUGUUUUUUUUUAUUUGUCUAUGCCUUUUUUAUUUAUUGUUCUAAAUUCAGUUUUAAAAGGUAUAAUAUAUUUGUUGUAAUUUAAUCAGUGCAACAUUUCUUGAAGCUCCUGCCAAAAGUUUAUCGAUGAUCGGUGUGUUUGGGCUCCAUUAAUUAUUCUCAUGUAGAAGUGAGAAGCUCUUGACAAGCACCGAAAAUGUGUUUUUUUUAAUUGUUUUUUUUAUUAAAUAAAAUUCUGUGAUUACAGUCA
Messenger RNA from Xenopus laevis (African clawed frog), 7247 nucleotides. RefSeq names its product NUAK family kinase 1 L homeolog (gene nuak1.L). The transcript is spliced from 7 exons. Gene Ontology annotation, cellular component: cytoplasm. The record is from RefSeq and is a predicted model, not a curated record. Bases 652 to 2637 code for a protein of 661 amino acids. Gene Ontology annotation, molecular function: protein kinase activity; kinase activity; ATP binding. NCBI's taxonomy places the organism in Eukaryota, Metazoa, Chordata, Amphibia, Anura, Pipidae. Gene Ontology annotation, biological process: microtubule cytoskeleton organization; intracellular signal transduction.